Messenger RNA from Cajanus cajan (pigeon pea), 649 nucleotides. RefSeq lists its product as uncharacterized. Lineage: Eukaryota; Viridiplantae; Streptophyta; Magnoliopsida; Fabales; Fabaceae. The record is from RefSeq and is a predicted model, not a curated record.
AUAAGGUGAUCGAACGAAUGCACGUAACACCACCUUGCCCCCUUUUUUGUGCCUCUAAAUAACCGCCAGAACUGACCCUUUUCUUCACACCCAUGACGCCCCAACCUUUUCUUUAUAAUAACUUCCAAUCAACCUCUCUUCUAAGUUCUCAACCAUUCUCUCUCUCUCUCUCUCAUGGCUUCAACCCAAAGAAAGGGACUAGUCCUAAGUUCAAAGGCCAUAGCUGAUGCAGCUUCAUGGUACUGUGCCUUUGUCCUUGUGGCACUCGUGCUCCUAAGCAUCUCCAGAGACAGCUCCAUGCAUCACUUCGUAGACAGCCAACAACUCUUGUCUCGACCGUGCGAUGAGAUCUAUGUUGUUGGAGAAGGUGAGACACUUCACACAAUUAGUGACAAGUGUGGUGACCCUUUUAUUGUUGACAACAACCCUCAUAUCCAUGACCCUGAUGAUGUCUUCCCUGGCCUCGUUAUCAAGAUCAUUACACCCUCACAUCAUACCUAGAAAGCUUUUUAUGAAAUCAAUUAGUUGGAAGUUGGAACCAUCUUACAUGUAUUAGCAAAAGUUUUCUUUUUUUCAUUUUGUGAGUAAAUGUAAUCAGAAUAUUCUUAACAUGAUAUGUUAUGAAGUUUUCAGUGGAUUCGUCGAUUAA